This is a messenger RNA of Tachyglossus aculeatus (Australian echidna), 9664 nucleotides long. RefSeq names its product ninein (gene NIN). Gene Ontology annotation, biological process: centrosome-templated microtubule nucleation; microtubule anchoring at centrosome; centrosome localization. Lineage: Eukaryota; Metazoa; Chordata; Mammalia; Monotremata; Tachyglossidae. The record is from RefSeq and is a predicted model, not a curated record. The transcript is spliced from 30 exons. Gene Ontology annotation, cellular component: mitotic spindle pole; centriole; ciliary transition fiber. Gene Ontology annotation, molecular function: calcium ion binding. Bases 85 to 6447 code for a protein of 2120 amino acids.
CCCCAAAGGGCGGCCCCCUCGGCUGGCCGCAGGGGCCCGGCCUCCGGGGAAGGACCCCCCAAGGUGGGCGCGGCGGGCUAUGGGAUGGAUGAAGCGGAGCAGGACCAGCAUGAGGCCCGUCUCAAGGAGCUGUUCGACAGCUUCGACAGCACGGGGACGGGCUCCCUGGGCCAGGAGGAGCUGACGGAUCUGUGCCACGUGCUCAACCUGGAGGAGGUGGCCCCCGCGCUGCAGCAGACACUGUUCCGGGACAACCUGCUGGGCCGGGUUCACUUUGACCAGUUUAAAGAAGCACUAAUACUCAUUUUAUCCAGGACCUUAUCAAAUGAAGAGCACUUUCAAGAACCAGACUGCUCACCAGAAGCCCAGCCGAAAUACAUCAAAGGGGGAAAACGUUACGGCCGCCGCUCACUUCCCGAAUUCCAGGAAUCUGUGGAAGACUUUGCUGAGGUGACAGUGAUCGAGCCACUCAAUGAAGAAGCCCGGGCUUCCCACAUCCCCUCCAGUGAUCGCCGUGAGCACUGGAAGACCCAGCACAGUGAGGAAUAUGAAGCCGAAGGCCAGUUGCGAUUUUGGAACCCCGAUGACCUAACUGCGGCUCAGAGCGUAUCCCCCCCUGCCCAAGACUGGAUCGAAGAGAAGCUGCGGGAAGUGUGCGAGGACCUGGGCAUCACACGAGACGGCCAUCUGAAUAAGAAGAAGCUCGUCUCCAUCUGCGAACAGUACGGUCUGCAGGCUGUCGACAGGGAGAUGCUUGAGGAUGUUUUCCACAAUCUUGAACCAGAUGGCACGAUGAGUGUGGAAGAUUUUUUUUAUGGCUUGUUCAAGAACGGAAAAGCUCUUACACCAUCAGCCUCCACUCCUUACAGGCAACUGAAACGACACCUUUCCAUGCAGUCCUUCGAUGAAAGUGGAAGGCGCACCACAACCCCAUCAGCAAUGACCAGUACAAUUGGCUUUCGGGUGUUCUCCUGCUUGGACGAUGGAAUGGGUUACGCCUCCGUGGAACGGAUCCUUGACACCUGGCACGAAGAGGGUAUUGAAAACAGCCAGGAGAUCUUAAAGGCCUUGGAUUUCAGCCUCGAUGGAAACGUCAACCUCACAGAACUGACUUUGGCCCUAGAAAAUGAGCUUCUGAUCACCAAGAAUGGCAUUCAUCAGGCAGCUCUGGCCAGCUUCAAGACCGAGAUCAGACACUUGUUGGAGCGAGUCGACCAGGUGGCCAGAGAAAAGGAGAAGUUACGCUUAGAUCUGGAGAAAGCAGAAAGACUCAAGUCUCUGAUGGCCUCUGAGGUGGAUGACCAUCAUGCAGCCAUAGAACGCCGAAAUGAAUACAACCUCAGGAAGCUGGAUGAGGAGUACAAAGAACGCACUGCAGCCCUGAAGAGCGAGCUUCGGAGGGAGAGGGAGCAGAUUCAGCAGCAGGUCAGCAAGCAGCGACUGGAGCUGGAGCAGGAAGUCGAGAAGGUGAAAAUCGAAGAGAACUACAUCCGCGACCGGCUGGCGUUGUCAUUAAAGGAAAACAGUCGCCUAGAGCGUGAACUCAUAGAAAAUGCAGAGAAACUGGCAGAAUAUGAGAGCCUGACAACUAAACUACAACGGAAUCUGGAAAAUGUCCUGACAGAAAAGUUUGGUGGUCUUGACCCCAGUAGUGCAGAGUUCCUUCUGCAAGAAGAGAGAUUGACACAGAUGAAAAAUGAAUAUGAACAGCAGUGCAGGCUUUUACAAGACCAGGUAGAUGAACUCCAGUCUGAGCUGGAAGAGUAUCGUGCUCAAGGCAAAGUGUUUAGGCUUCCAGUGAACAACUCUCUGGCCGACGAACUUGAUAUUCAAAGAGGAGUGAUGGAGCCUGACCGAGGACUUGGUUCUGAAGAUUGUAAUCCUUUGAACAUGAGCAUAGAAGCAGAGCUGGUCAUUGAGCAAAUGAAAGAGCAGCACCGAAGGGAUUUGCACAACUUGAAACAGGAACUUGAGGAUCAGGUCAGCCAGUAUGAGAAGCAGAUAGAUGCCACCAAGACUACCUGCGAGAGAGAGCAAGAGCUGGUGAAGCAACAGUGUGAGGACAGAGUGCACUCUGUGGAAAAGCAAUUAAGUGGCCUUAAAAACGAAAUUGCCAAGCUUCAGGGCGAGGCAGUGGUUCUAAAGGAGGAGCAGCAGAGAGCCGACUGCAGGCAUGCAGAUGAGAAAAACCAGCUCCGGAUGAGGUUCGAUGAGGAGAAGGCAAGUCUCCAGGAACUCCUGAAUCUCGAACAUGAGGUGACCCUCAAAUCCAGGCUGGAGGAGCUGGAGGAAGGGUUCAACCGGGAGCGGGAGGGGCUCAUACAGAGUGGGGUCUGGGCAGAAGAGAAGAUGAGGAGCUUAGUUCAAGCAGUGGAAGGGGAGAAACGUGAACUGGAACAGCUUUACCACGAGCAACUGCAAAGCCUGGCCGAGAAGCAUCUUCUUGAGAAGGAGGAGCUCCAGAGAGAGCUCCAGGAGAAGCACCAAAGCCAACUCCAGGAGGAAAGGAGAAAAAUGGAAACUGAGCAUAGUAGAAGAACCUCAGUGAUAGAAGCUCAGUUUCUGGCUAAUUGCCAAAGGGUCACCAGCAAGCAUGAAGAGGUCUUGAGCCAACUGAAGGAAUGCCACCGGCAGGAGCUGAAAGAUCUCACGGAACAGCAUUUCGAGGAGAAAUCCCGGUGGGAAUUUGAAAAGGAAGAAAUCACCCGAAAGAGGGCCGAAGCACUGGAACAUCUUAAAGAGACCCUGGAGCGGGAGAAAGCAACAUCUCUGGUCCUGACCCAAGAGAAGGAGCUGCUGGAGAAGAAGUAUAAAGAAAGUUUGAACAGCUUGUUUGUGGAGAAGGAACAGGUUCAGAAAGAGGUGGAGGAGCUAAGGAGCAUGGCCGAGAGGCAGAGGAGCCAGCUGUCCAACGAAAUACUCGAGCUGCAGAACAGUCAUGUGCGUGAGUUGAAGGACAGAGAGCAGAUCAUGUCUGAGAUAGAGGGCACGGGGAAGCGAGCUUGCCAAAGGCUCAAAGAGCUGCAGGUGGAGUAUGAACGGGAGAGGCAAGAAAUGACUUCCAAGCUUCUGGCACUGGAGGAUGUCAACAAAGAGGCCCUUGAGAAGAUGGGCCGAGAGAAGACUGAGAUGAGUUUAGAAAUCUCCAGGCUUCAGGGUAAGAUAAAGGAGUUGCAGGAGGAAACUCGGUCUCUCCCUAGGUUUCCUGGCAGCUUCCGAGGCCCAGAAACAGAGGCAGCAGAAACGAAGGGCAAGGUGAUGCCACUUCAGCGAGGGCCACGGUUGUUAGAAGAGAAUGGAGAUGUUCUGAGGAGCUUGCAGAGGGCGCAUGAGAGGGCGGUGAAGGAAAAUGUGAAAAUGUCUGCCGAAAUCAUCAAGUUGGAACAGAGGUUGCAGAAACUGGAGCCAGGGACAGUGAGCCGGUCGUAUUUAGACCAAGCCAACGCCGAUUUGUUCAGAAGCCCGGCAGAACAAAGAGACCCUUCUCCUUUGCGGAACUUGGACGAACCAGCGGGCGGAAUUAGUCCUGGAGCAGGUCCAUUCUCGGAUGAGAGCCUUCAGGAUGGGGAGAGGAGGAAAACAAAAAGUUUCGAUGGAAAACCGGAAGAGUCCGAAGGGAUGGUGGAGACUUGUUCCGAGUUCGAGACCAGUGAAGAAACCGGGGCCACGAGUGGCGAGCUCAAGAGCCAGAUCUGUCAGCUUCGGGAGAAGGUGAGGAUAUUGCACGCGAAAUGUGACCGGACUUCUGAGGAGAAGCAGGACCUCGUUUUUGAAGUCUCCUUGCUAAAAAAGAAGCUGAAGGUGCUCGAAAAAAACCCCGACGCCACCCCCAAGUACAAAACGUUAUACGAAGAUGCUAAUCGAGAAAACGCCUGCCUCCAAGAAGAGCUGCUUGAACUUGAAACUCAGUACGACCAAGCAAUUGAAAAUAACAACGAGCUCACCCUGGAAGUGUUGAGGCUUCAGGCUGAGCUCAAGAAAGUUGAGGAAGCCUACAGCGCCUUCUCAAGACUUGAAAGGAGCUAUGAAGAGGCUGAGAGAGAGAAAGCAGAGCUGAAGAACCUCAUGCCACGACUUCAGGAAAAUAUUGAGGAACUGCAGGAAAAAUCAGGAAAACGCUCUGAAUGUUCAGCACCCCAGGCGACCCCCUUGGAAAAUCAGGACUCGAAACUGGAGAAGAAGCCGCUCGUACGGUUGCAAAAGUUGGUGAGAGAACGACAGGAGACUGGUCAGCCCCUGGAAGAACUCGAGGCUCUCGAAGAGGCCCAGGCUCAGGAAAAGAUCCUGGGCCACGCUGGAAAGUCCAAGGGACCGACCCAAGUGAAGGCCUUAGAGGAAAAUGCGGCGGCGCUCUUACACCUUCGAGAGAAAAACUGCCAGUGCCAGAGCACGAUAUCAGAGCUAGAACUGGAAAAGAGGAAACUCCGAGAGCUGACCAGAAAGUUGAGAGAGAGAGUCACUUCUUUAGCUAAGCAAAAAGAUGGGCCUUCCCAAGGAGACAAAGAGGAUGAGCUGAAAUCAGUGAUGUUUGGCUUACAAAGCACAUGCAGUGAGAUGCAGCAAAAAGUUGAACUUCUGAGAUUUGAGUCUGAGAAGCUUCAGGAAGAAAAUUCUAUUUUAAGAAAUGAAAUUACCUCGUUAAAUGAGGACGGUAGCAUUUCCAACCUGAAAUUAAGGGAAUUAAGUGGAUCGCGAGAAGAAAUGUGGGAGAAAAUCGAAAUGGUAAGAAAAGAAAAAGUAGCAGUGCAGAAGAUGGUUGAAAACUUAAAGAAGCAGGUAUCCGAACUGAAAACCAAAAACCAACAGCUGGAGUUGGAAAAUGCUGACCUAAGCCAAAAGAAUUCCCAGAACCAGGCAGAAAUACAAGAUCUUACUCAGCGUUUGGCUAAAUUCCUGUGGCAGAAAGAAAAGGAGCCAGGAAAGAGCUCCCUCGAAGACUGGGAAAAGGACAGAUCAAAGCUGAAGGAGGAGCUAGAGGAAUGUAAAGUGAAGUCAUCUGCUUUAGUGUCAUCUUUGGAGACGGAACUGUCGAAACUAAAACUUCAGAUCCACGUAGUGGAACAAGAGAACCUCCUUCUCAAAGAGGAACUAGACAAAAUGAAACAGCUACCCAAAGGUCCAGAUCUGUCUGACUUUCAGAAUAAAAUUUCUAGUGUAAUGAGUUAUAAUGAAAAGCUGCUGAAAGAAAAAGAAGCUUUGAGUGAAGAACUAAACCGAUGUGUUGAUAAGGUAGCAAAAUUGAACGUUUUAGAGAACAGAGUUGUAAGUAUGAAGCAGGAGCAGAAAACAUGGGAACAGCAGAGUGAGACGCUAAAAUUGCAGCUUGCAGCUUCUCAAGAAAAGGCCCAGAGUUUAGAUGACUCUCUGAAGAACGUCAAUCUGCAGAUGUCCCGGGUGAAGUCAGACUUACGAGUGAGCCAACAGGAGAGAGAAGCUCUUAAGAAGGAAGUGGUGUCACUAAGCAAGCAACUACAGAACGCCAGUGACAAGAACCAAGGUGUAGAACUGGCCAUGGCUUCUUUGGGAGUCCAAACCCAGCAGAAGUUGCUGUCCUGGGAAGAUCUGGAUCAGCUCAUUAAACAAGAGCAGCAGUUACUGAUUCACGAGAAUGAACGGCUCCAGAGUGUAGUACAGAACACCGAGGCAGAGCUAACCCAUUCCCGGGAGAAGGUCCGUCAACUGGAAUCAACCAUCCUUUCCCCCAAGCACCAGAAAAAUCAGAAUUCAUCAGGCUCUGUGAAGACUGUAGAGCAAGAGAAGUUGAGCUUGAAAAGAGAGUGUGAACAGUUUCAGAAAGAGCGGUCUCCUGUUCACAGAAAGGUCAAUCAGGUGAAUGCCCUUGAACAUGAAUUGGAAACCAUUCAUUUGGAAAAUGAAGGUCUAAAGAAGAAGCAAGUGAAACUGGAUGAGCAGCUGGUGGAGAUGCAACACUCGAGGUCCGGUGUGACGCUUAGCCCGCCCCAGACGUGUCGGGAACCGCAGCCGCUCCAGCCCCCGGCCUGCCCGACGGUGCUCAGGGAGCAGUUUCUGCAGCUUCAGCAGCAGCUGGCGCAGGCAGAGAGGAGGAAUCAGCGCCUGCAAGAGGAACUUGAAAACAGGACCCCCGAAGCCAACACGCCACAGGGGAGCCAGCAGCAGCUAGUGAAGGACAUGGAGGAACGCAUGCUUGAAGUUGAACAGAAAUUAAAACUAGUGAAAAGACUUCUUCAGGAGAAAGUGAAUCAACUAAAAGAACAACUUUCCAAGAACACUAAAGCAGAUGAAAUGGUGAAGGAUCUUUAUGUUGAAAAUGCCCAGCUGUUGAAAGCCUUGGAAAUGACCGAGCAGCGGCAGAAAACAGCGGAGAAAAAAAACUACCUUCUGGAGGAAAAGAUCGCGAGUCUCAGUAAUAUCGUCAGGAACCUGACGCCGACCCCCCUAACUCCCAGCCUCCCCGUGAGGACAUAACUGAGCCAAAGGAUGCGCACGAGCCAUGCACUUUGAGAUGCUAGCAUUUCAGCAUUUGUCUGUCUUUCCUCCUCUGUGUUUUGGACAUGGGUGCUAACUUUUCACUUUGACCACGGGGGUGGAACGGGGGCUGAGAUUUUGCGGGGAAGGGAAAAGGGUGGGAUGCACAAAGACUGUGAGGGGGACAGGUUUCGAGGACAUAGUAGUCCAGAAAAGCCAAUUAUAUUGGGUCCUUUAAGCCCUGAGUGACACCUCUCUGAUCUUGCUAGAGGCCUGGCACGAGUGAUUCAGGGUCUGCAGCUCAGACUGUCGAGGGAUCAUCUACGACUCUUGGACCCUUUUAAGAGUCUUUUAAGUGAAAGUUGUUGGAAAUAAACUCCAACGUCACGCUUCCGGGAACAGAUUUUAGCGUCCCCCUUGAAGUGGGCUGUUUUAACCUGUUUUAGAUAAGCAGACCUCUUUGGGAACUGUGGGGAAAAAAAGUGUUUUUCUAUGUAAUUUAAUUUAUGUCUAAACUCUGAAUCCACUGAAAAGAAUUACUGUGGAAUAUUGGGUUUGUAUAAACUGUAGCCAAAUCUAGACUCUUCCCCACCCUAGUCUUUUAUAGUAAAGAUUCUUUUAAUAUGUGCCAAUUAGUGUUUCUCUCAGUCAUGUAUUUUGUUUUAGGUAUUGAAAUCUGUUCAUGGAUAGGAGUGAUUUCUUAUUUAUUGGAAAACAGAACUUCAUCUGUUUCCUGUACCUGUAAAUUGUAAACUAACUGUAUAUUUUCCACCUACUUAUUCACUUAGUGUUAUUCUUUUUAAUAGAGUUUCCUGGAAAAAGUGAGUACCUAGGAUACUGUCUACAAACUCUCCUGUCAAAUAUUACGACUUUAGAAAUGCCACAUCUGGUAACAGUACAACUAAGUCAUAAAAUUUAAGUCAUUUCGGUAGUAAUAGUACUUAUUACACACUUGCUGUGUGCAGGGCACUGUACUAAGCGCUGGAUGAGAGCACGUAGAUGGGAGCUCAGAGUAAAAACAAGGCUCACAAUCUAAAAUUUUCAAAUGCAGUAGUACAUUUUACUUUUUACGAAUGAAGUCUCAUUUCUUUUCUCCCGUCAAUCGGUGAUAUUUAUUGAGCACUUAUUGUGUGCAGAACACUGUACUGAGUGAUUUGGAGAGUACAAAGCAAUAGAAUUGGUAGGCAACAUCCCUACCCCCAUGGAGCUAACAGGAAGGAAGAGGGAAUUGUUUUUAUUUAGCUAAAACCACUUCUUGAAUCAUUGAAAGCUAUAAGCACAGCACUGAAAUUAAUCACUGGGCUAAAGCACUACUCUUGAAUGUUAGGUAAGACUUCUUUUUCUCCGUCUCCAGGGUCAGAGCCUUUCUAAACUGGACCAUCCUCAGAAACUCAGGGAGCGAUUCCUUUAACUGAUUUCCUAAAAUUACCACCUGCCAGAUUUUUUCAUUUUUGUUACUCCCAAGAAAGUAAUUCCUCCUCACAAAUGUUAAAUGUACAAAUAGAAUUGCAAUGUAUAUAAAAUCUAAUUAGCCUAUUUAUUUGUGGGGUGUAUGGGUGUAUGAAUGUGCGUAUGUCUGCGGUGCUCUGAGAGAAUUUUUGUUUUUCCAUUUCAGUGAAUUUUUAAGUGCUCCCAAAGAGCCUUACUUCAGUCACCUUGGGGAGGGAAGACCGCGUAUACCCAUGGAGCAGAAAUAAUCCCGAUUUAUUGAGCACCAGCUGUUCUAAACAGCUAGGGCAGGCCAAACUAUACAGCAUCCUAAUGUGCCUCAGAUCUGAUCAGAUGAUGCUCGGGGUGGAAAAGAGGAACCAUUUAGUUUCUCUGCUGCAAGCUGGUCCCUUUGAAACAAAGGAAUGCCAAGUAGGAACUGUUUUUAUAGGAUGACAUAUGUUAGACUCCUCAAAUUGGGUCUGCAGGAUGUCUCAGUGAUGAGACGCAAAUUCUUUCAGGUACUGUGUGAACUGCCAAUAUGUUCUCUUUUUAUGUGUUUUGAACUCUUCCAAAUAUUCUAAUUGUUUUUGUAGGGGUGCCAUUGGGCUGGGAGAAAUAAUCAGUUUUAUAUAGACCAGAGAAGGGAAUUGCCAACCAUCUGUUACUCCGUGGGCUACCUGUAGGAUAAAUGCAGCAACUGCUUGGAAAGUCAUAUUGAAGCAGUAGAGCCGCUAUCUAUUAAACACACGGAUUUGCAUUUGUGCAUAGUUCACUGGAUGUCUUAAAACCGAAAAUGAAAAUAAGAACAGAACAUGGUUGGUGUGAGUCCGUGGGAAUCACGGUAGUUGUAACUCUCACUUUGAGACCGAGCCUAAUAUAGACACAAAGAAAGUAUUGUUGCUUACCCAGGUUUCACCUAGAAAAUCGUAGGAUAACUAUUCGCUCCGUUCCCCACUAAAAUACUGCUAAACUGCAGGUAAUGAAAAUGAAAUCUCAGUAGAAUCUGGACUGGUAGUUCCUCUUCAGCUUUAUAUUGCCAAUUGGAGUAAAGCAAAAACCUCAACGUGGUUAAUGUUAUUAAAACAGUAAAAUGCACUUGAGCUAAAUUAUUCAUUGUUGAAUUAUUUUCCACAGGUUUGUGACGAGAGAUUGACUGGCUUUAAAAAUUGGUGUUUUUAAACAGUUUCUGGAGUGGAGCAAAUUUCAUUUCAUUCAUUUUGAAACCUGGUUUUUGUUUACAGGCUUUUGUGUGGCGGCUGUGAAAUAUUCACAGGGUAAUAGCUGUGGUUACAAGCAUGGCAUAUCCAUAAUUUGUUAAAAGUACAAGCUGUCAGUUUCCCUUUUGAGAACCAAAGAUUUUUUUUUCUUAAAGCCUUAGGGGUUAAUAAUCUUCACUUUUCAUAACAUUUAAAUAUAGCAUCCAGUGGUAUAUGUAGUCUGAUCUAACUGGAAAGUCGUUCUUUGUAUAACUGUUUAAUCUAACAUCACAGCUUCUUGGGUAAAAGAAAUCAAGCUUCAGUUUUAAGAGACCAACGUACUCAACUGAAUAAAACUAAAACUGAGGCCCAUGAAACUUUCUUUCCUCAAAGCAAGUUGGACAGUCAGGGAUUGGCCUAAAUUUGCUGUUUUUUUGUUUUUGUUUUUGUCUUUAGCAUGAAAGGCAGAGGGUUGGCCUGAUUGCUCUCUAGCAGGAUGGUGAUGGUUAAUAGUAUUUAUUACGUGUAGACUGUGUGCCAAACACUGGACUAAGGGCUUGGGAGAACACAAUUAAGAGAUUCAAUCCUUA